CGGAGUAGAAUCGACGGUUUGGUACGUUGUGGUCGUAAGUAAAGAUGGGGAAAGCACGUGGUGUUUCGCGACGUCGCAGGAAAAAGUACAAUUAUAAUGUUAAUAAGAAACGACUUCAUAAAAAAUUACUGAAAUUGCCAGAUAUCGAAUGUGCACAAAUAAGAAGAGCCUGGGAUAAUAAAAAGAGCAUUUUGAAUAAUCUGCGAGAAAUGGGAUUAUCUGCCGAUCCUAAUAAAACUUUAAAAGUACCUUCUGCAAAAGAGUUGUUAGUACCAAUGGAGUUAGACAAUGUAAAGAAACAAAAGAAAAGGACUACAAAACCUCCAAAAUUAUUUGUUGCAAAAGAAUUGGAAAAUGAAGCAAAAAUGCCACAGCCAAAUAAAUUUCGUCUACCUAAUGAAAUUGUGAAAUAUUGCAUUUAUAUGUUGGAAAAAUAUGGAGAAGAUUACAAGGCAAUGGCUCGUGAUCCAAAGAAUUACCAACAAGACACACCUGCUCAAAUAAAAAGAAAGAUUCAAAAAUUUCAAAGUAUUCCCGAACAGUGGAAUAAAUAUUUAAGGAAAAAAGAAGGAUCUUGUUUAUAAAAGUCUUUUGGCGUAUUAAAUAGAAAUUUUAUUUCAUCAAACAUUUAUUUUUAUUUCUAAGCUUUGAUUCCGUUAUGACGCCACAACUCCUUAAAUUGUAAUUAUAUUGACUUUUUCACUAUAGUCAAGGUAGGUUGGACAUAAUAGACAGGUGUCAUUUAUUAUUUCAGAUGUAAUUUUUAUAUUUGAUUGCAUAAAACUGUCUUACGUUUAUA
This is a messenger RNA of Centruroides sculpturatus (bark scorpion), 799 nucleotides long. Its product is annotated as nucleolar protein 16-like. Bases 45 to 584 code for a protein of 179 amino acids. The transcript has 5 exons. The record is from RefSeq and is a predicted model, not a curated record. Lineage: Eukaryota; Metazoa; Arthropoda; Arachnida; Scorpiones; Buthidae. Gene Ontology annotation, biological process: ribosomal large subunit biogenesis. Gene Ontology annotation, cellular component: nucleolus.